AAAAGAAAUAUGCCAGCAUACUUGGCUCCUUGGAGGGCUUCUCCGUGUGCCUUUCAAUCCUCCAGAUCUGAACCCAUGCCAAAUCUAGCCAGUGAUGGAGUUGUCUGUGCUCCGCUUCAGACAUACACUGAAGAGGAGACAAUGCUGAAAAAUAUGGUGGCAAAGUUUGCUCAGGAACGAGUUGCACCAUUGGUGCAGAAAAUGGAUGAGAAUUCAAAAAUGGAAGACUCUGUAAUACAAGGAUUGUUUGAACAAGGGCUGAUGAGUAUUGAGCUUGGGGAAGAAUAUGGAGGAACUGGAGCUUCAUUUUUUUCCGUCAUAUUGGUGGUAGAAGAGUUAGCCAAAGUUGAUCCAGCUGUCUCUCUUAUGUGUGAACUCCAAAAUACACUAAUAAAUAAGUUGUUUACCACAUAUGGAACGGAAGAACAAAAAAGAACUUACUUGCCCAGAGUGGCUAAAGAUACAAUAGGCAGUUUUUGUCUUACGGAGACUGGAUCUGGCAGUGAUGCUUUUUCUUUGAAGACUCGGGCUGAAAAGAAAGGAGACUACUAUGUCAUCGAUGGCUCAAAGAUGUGGAUUAGCUUAGCAGAACAUGCAGGAGUUUUCUUUGUGAUGGCAAAUACAGAUCCAUCCUUAGUAAGUUGCUAAAGAGUAGUUGCAUUUCAAUGACAGCUCAUGAUA
Molecule: messenger RNA, 681 nt
Organism: Nestor notabilis (Kea)
Lineage: Eukaryota; Metazoa; Chordata; Aves; Psittaciformes; Psittacidae
Product: short/branched chain specific acyl-CoA dehydrogenase, mitochondrial-like
Exons: 4
Coding region: 10-648 (212 amino acids)
Cellular component (GO): mitochondrion
Molecular function (GO): acyl-CoA dehydrogenase activity; flavin adenine dinucleotide binding
Source: RefSeq, a predicted model, not a curated record